Spodoptera littoralis (African cotton leafworm) is the source of this 1212-nucleotide messenger RNA. Lineage: Eukaryota; Metazoa; Arthropoda; Insecta; Lepidoptera; Noctuidae. The record is from the annotation of a GenBank genome assembly.
AUGAAUAGAGAUAAACGAGAACCCGAGUAUCCAACAGAGUUGGAGUCUCAAUUUGUAAUGCGCUUACCUGAAGAGCCUUCAAAAGUUUUGAGAGAAGUGUUAAAAUCUGGAGAGAACCUAAAAAACAGACUGACGAUACAAAUAGAAAACGAUAUGCGUACGGGCGAGGUAAGAUUUGAUCAUUGGUUGAUGCACGCCAAGAUCGUAGACCUACCAACCAUCAUAGAAUCUCUCAAAACGAUCGACAACAAAAGUUUCUACAAAACAGCAGAUAUAUGCCAAAUGAUGAUAUGUAAAGAAGAACCUGACCAACCGUCCACAGAGGAAGAGUCACCAGCUAAAAAUAAGAAAAAAGAUCCUUACAAAGUUGACAAAAAGUUCUUAUGGCCUCACGGCAUCACACCACCGACAAAGAAUGUGCGGAAGCGCCGAUUUAGAAAAACCCUUAAAAAGAAAUAUGUAGAAGCACCAGAAAUUGAAAAAGAAGUGAAGAGAUUGCUAAGAGCCGACAAUGAGGCUGUGAGUGUUAACUGGGAGGUGAUCAAGGAGGAAGAUGAUCAUCCCAAACAAGAACAGAGUGCACCUGUUAAUCUCAAACCUGAGAAGAAAACCAAAGCUGAACGUAAUCCUAAGCGAGAGUCUGUCUCUGUUGAUGUAUCCAACCAUGAAUCUUCCAAUGUCGUGGACAUAUUUGGUGGUGCAGUCAGUGAUUCUGACUUGGAGGAUGAUAACAUCAAUGUGGAGAUGGAAGACAGUCGGUUGUCAGCUUAUGACAGCAGACUAUCUGACACCAACUCCAUGCAUGGUGAGGGUCCAUCAAAGAGUACAAUGCCUACUCAAUUCAGGUCACACAUGUUCCAAUCGCCACAAGACCUAGCUCCAAAGUCAUUCCCGGGCCACAGCAGGGCAACUACUCCAGCAGCAUCAGGAAUGUCAAAAAGUGGUGGUUUAUCAUCAGAGGAUGAUGGUGAUUAUCAACCGAGAGAUAAUAUGUCUAAGGACAAUAUGACACUUAGGAUUGAGCAGUUGAGAGCUGAACUUGAAGAAUUGAAACAGAGGAGACAAAGGACUCAGCAUGAGAUUGCUGGCAUGGAGAACCUGGCAUUGAGGCAGAGGUUCCAGGAUAUUCUGCAUACUCUUAACCAGGACAUCAUGUACAAGGAAAUGGAAUACCAGGGCCUGCUGACACUGCAGAACUCUGAUGAUAUCUAG